Messenger RNA from Coregonus clupeaformis (lake whitefish), 2837 nucleotides. RefSeq names its product diacylglycerol kinase beta-like. Gene Ontology annotation, cellular component: plasma membrane. The record is from RefSeq and is a predicted model, not a curated record. Gene Ontology annotation, biological process: diacylglycerol metabolic process; intracellular signal transduction; lipid phosphorylation. Bases 22 to 2283 code for a protein of 753 amino acids. The transcript has 21 exons. NCBI's taxonomy places the organism in Eukaryota, Metazoa, Chordata, Actinopteri, Salmoniformes, Salmonidae. Gene Ontology annotation, molecular function: ATP-dependent diacylglycerol kinase activity; calcium ion binding.
GGGAAGAGCAUCCUGACAGCCAUGGGUCGACCCAUGCCGGAGCCUUCCACUGUGAUGGCCUCAUGUUCAGGUGCCCUAUCCACCUCUCCCUGCUCCUCUCGUUCCUCCUCACAGCGCUCUGGGACAUGGGCCAAUACGCCCAGGGUGCCCUACCGCACACCUGCCUGCACCCAGGCCAAACCCUCCACAGGCAGCAGUAGUAACGCCCUGACCCCCACCCCAGCCAAGUCCCCAGCCUCCCCUCGCCUCUCCCCAGAGAGAAUCAUAGUGGAGAAGAGGUGGAGCCCGUCCCCCUUACCUUCCCCCCAGGUGGUGUUUCUGAAGGACAUCGUGUGUUACCUGUCCCUACUGGAGAGGGGCACACCAGAGGACAAGCUGGAGUUCAUGUUCCGGCUGUACGACACAGAUGGCAACGGAGUACUGGACAGCUCGGAACUGGACCGCAUCAUCAAUCAGAUGGUCCACGUGGCAGAGUACCUGGAAUGGGACUCUGCAGAGCUGCGACCGAUCCUGAAAGAGAUGAUGGAAGAGAUAGACUAUGACAGGGACGGAACAGUCACUCUGGAGGAGUGGAUCAGAGGAGGCCUCACCACCAUCCCUCUGCUGGUCCUGCUGGGCAUGGAGACGAAUGUUCAGGAAGAUGGUCAGCAUGUGUGGAAACUGAAGCACUUCAACAAGCCAGCCUACUGUAACUACUGCCACACCAUGCUGCUGGGAGUCCGCAAGCAGGGCCUCUGCUGCUCCAUAUGCAAGUACACAGUCCAUGAACGCUGUGUGUCCAAAGACAUAGCUGCCUGCAUCAGCACCUAUGCCAAGUCCCGCAGACACACCAAUGCUAUGCAGCAUGUGUGGAUGGAGGGAAACUCUCCCACUAAGUGUGACCGCUGUCACAGAAGUAUCAAGUGCUACCAGGGCUUAACGGGCCUACACUGUGUGUGGUGUCAGAUCACACUCCACAAUAAGUGUGCGUCCAACAUCAAGCCGGAGUGUGAUGGAGGAGCCCUUAGAGACCACACUCUACUCCCCUCCUACAUCUGCCCUGUCGUCCUGGACCGUCAUUCUGUUGUGAAGCGGGGUGAAGGGGACUCCCCGCCCAGCAGCAGCCCUGACAACACGAGUCAGAGCUUCAAAUUCACAGGAGACGGACAAGCACUGCAGAUCACUCCUCUCCCAGGUACACAUCCCCUCCUGGUCCUGGUCAACCCAAAGAGUGGAGGGAGACAGGGGGAGCGGGUAUUGAGAAAGUUCCAGUACCUGCUGAACCCCAGGCAGGUGUACAGUCUGGACCGAGGGGGACCCAUGGUGGGGCUCAACUUCUUCCAUGAUGUCCCUGAUUUCCAGGUGCUGGCGUGUGGAGGGGACGGGACAGUGGGAUGGAUCUUAGACUGCAUUGACAAGGCCAACUUCGCAAAAGAUCCCCCUGUGGCUAUCCUCCCUCUGGGCACAGGGAACGACCUGGCAAGAUGCCUACGCUGGGGCGGAGGUUAUGAGGGAGGCAGCCUGCUGAAGUUCCUGCGGGACAUAGAACACAGCACAGAUAUGAUGCUUGACCGAUGGAACAUCGACAUCGUCCCUGUAGACAAGGAGGAGAAGGGAGACCCAGUCCCCAACAGCAUCGUCAACAACUACUUCUCCAUCGGAGUGGACGCCUCUAUUGCUCACCGCUUCCACUUGAUGAGAGAGAAGCACCCAGAGAAAUUCAACAGCAGAAUGAAGAACAAGUUGUGGUACUUUGAGUUUGGCACAACGGAGACCAUCUCUGCCACGUGCAAGAAACUCAACGAGUGUAUCGAAGUCGAGUGUGACGGUAUCAUCCUGGACCUCAGCAGCACGUCGUUGGAAGGCAUCGCCGUCCUCAACAUACCCAGCAUGCACGGCGGCUCCAACCUGUGGGGCGAGACCAAGAAGAGGCGGAACUACAACCGCAUGAGCAGGAAGGUUCCGGAUAGAAUGCCCGUCAGUACCGUCAUCGAUAUAAAGGAGCUCAAGUUCUGUGUUCAGGACCUGAGUGACCAGUUGCUAGAGGUGGUGGGUCUGGAAGGGGCCAUGGAGAUGGGGAAGAUCUACUCAGGCCUGAAGAGUGCAGGCCGCAGACUGGCUCAAUGUGCUAACGUUACCGUCAGGACGUCCAGGCUACUGCCCAUGCAGAUCGAUGGGGAGCCUUGGAUGCAGCCCCCAUGCUCGAUCAAGAUCACACAUAAGAACCAGGUUCCCAUGCUACUGGGCCCUCCUCAGAAGACCCCCUUCUUCUUCUUCAAGAGACGCAACAGGAGUCAGGACUGAGUAAGGAGGACACUUCAAACUCCCCCAUCUUCACACACACACACCGACCCCUCGGCCCCUCCAACACCAACUGAUGACUGGACUGGUGAACUGUUCCCCAUGUGGAGGAACUGGACCUUGGGAGAGGAGAGGAGGUGUAGAGGGGAGCUUGGUGGGGGGGGAUCAUUUGGAGAAGGAGAAGAGGACAUUCUUAAUAACAGAAAACAACUCAAGAAGUCCCACAGAACAAUAACUGCCCCUCGGACCUAUGACACCACUUCAGAAUGAACCAACUUUCUCUCAGUGUAAUGACCUCUACCUGUGUGUCCAUGUUCUAGCUUCUAGAACUUCUUGUUAACUCUGAACUCUGACCCUGCCGCAGGCCCACUAGCUCAGUUAACACCGGCUCCAGACCCAGCUUCAGCCCAAACCCACCAGUGCUGCCACACUGCCUUUGCAAAACACAGUCCCAACCAACAUAUAGGUUCAUCUAGGGAUACUGCCAUGGUCCUCAAAGGGAGGGAUAGAGAGAUGGAGUGAUAAAAAAACACAUAAAGAGAGAGAGAGAAACAGAA